AUGGCCACUGGACAUAGCCCAACCAUUCUCCGCCUCGCCGUGUGUCUCUUCGAGGAUGUAACAUCUCUGGAUUACCAAGGCCCCAUCGCGCUCUUCGGAUGCAUUGAACCAGAGUUUGCUAACAAAUACUUGCAAGAUCUGCCGCUAGCAUCCGCCGGUUUGAAAUAUAUGUUGGAGAUCGUGUACCUAGCGGAAUCGCUCGAUCUCGUGAAAUCUUCGCCGGGACCGCUGGUCGUACCAUCAAGAAGGUAUGAUGAGAUUGGAGACAGCGAGCAGUUUGAUAUACUGCUGAUUCCUGGUGGUCCCGUCGCACGUCCAGAGAAUGUUCCCAGAUCUCUCCUUGAAUUCGUCCAACGCCAAGCGCUAGGUGCUUGCACGUUCCAACCGUUUGCACGGGUUCCUGGGUUCUUGCAGGAACGGGUCUCCUCCGCGGACAAUACAAGAGGAGAAGAGAUUGAAUGGAUAGCCAAAGCGCGGUGGGUGGUAAACGAGGACGACGGCAGAAAGAUUUGGACGAGCUCCGGGGUGACGGCAGGAAAAGAAGCUAUGGCCUUCCUUAGAGGAAUUGUCGAGUUGACUGCGAAGGGCGAGAGCGAAGACGACUUCGCGGCGUAUUACGGUCUUGUUUGA
This is a messenger RNA of Pleurotus ostreatus (oyster mushroom), 630 nucleotides long. RefSeq lists its product as uncharacterized. Bases 1 to 630 code for a protein of 209 amino acids. NCBI's taxonomy places the organism in Eukaryota, Fungi, Basidiomycota, Agaricomycetes, Agaricales, Pleurotaceae. The transcript has 4 exons. The record is from RefSeq and is a predicted model, not a curated record.